Molecule: messenger RNA, 2599 nt
Organism: Zalophus californianus (California sea lion)
Lineage: Eukaryota; Metazoa; Chordata; Mammalia; Carnivora; Otariidae
Gene: MTRF1
Product: mitochondrial translation release factor 1
Exons: 11
Coding region: 373-1710 (445 amino acids)
Biological process (GO): translational termination
Molecular function (GO): translation release factor activity
Source: RefSeq, a predicted model, not a curated record
GGGGGAGUGCAGAGGUCGCGAGUCUGGCCGCAGAGAGCCGCGGAGGCCACGGGGCUCAACCCCGGGCCGACGCGCCCUGGCACGGAGGGACUGCGGAGCGCGGCGGGGGCGCGGCGAGCGGCCGCAGAGGGACGGAGCGCGCGGAGGGGCGGCCGGCCGAGGCGGGGAGUCGGGACGCCACGGCUCGGAGCUGUUACGCACACCCAAGGACGACUGCUGAGGAGCAGCUGAGAGCAAGCGUUAACCCGGAAGGAGUGAACCCGGAAGUGAAAAUGAUACAGUGUCUGUCGGGCUGAAAUGUAGCAGGUCACAGAAGGUUCCGGCUUCAGAAAGGAAAGCCGUCGUCCUUUCUUCUUUUUCUUAGAUGCUGAGAUGAAUCGUCCCCUGUGUGCUUGGCUUUUUAGAUGUUCAUCUCUUAAUGGUCCCCGCCAGUACCACCUCCAGCGCCAGUCUCAUCAAUUUACACAGAUCCAUCUUGAUACAAGGCUGUGGAUUUUUAGACAAAACAGGAAUCGCAUUCUCCAUCAUCUGCUAAAUAAGAAUUGUCCCAGGAGAUAUUGUCAUCAGUCCAAGAUGCUGUGGAAGAAUAAAGCACUACAGAAAUAUAUGGAGGACCUGAAUAAGGAGUACCGGACUCUUGAUGAGUGUUUGCAGCGUAUGUCUGUGAAUGAAGGGGACCAGAAGUCCUUGAAUCGAAGGCAUGCUGAGUUGGCACCACUUGCAGCCAUUUACCAAGAAAUUCAGGAGGCUGAGCAAGCAAUUGAAGAAUUAGAUUCAAUGUGUAAAAGUCUAAAUAAACAAGAUGAAAAGCAGUUACAAGAACUCGCAUUGGAAGAGAGGCAAACCAUUGCUCAAAAAAUCGAUAUAUUAUACAGUGAGCUUUUCCAGAGUCUAGUGCCAAAGGAGAAAUAUGACAAAAAUGAUGUUAUUUUAGAGGUGACAUCUGGAAGAACUACUGGAGGUGAUAUCUGCCAGCAGUUUACUCGGGAAAUAUUUGAUAUGUACCAGAAUUAUUCAAGCUAUAAAAACUGGAAAUUUGAACUCCUAAAUUACACACCAGCUGAUUAUGGUGGGCUGCAUCAUGCAGCUGCCCGAAUUUCUGGUGACAGUGUUUAUAAGCAUCUGAAAUAUGAAGGUGGGAUUCACCGAGUUCAGCGAAUCCCUGAGGUGGGCCUGUCGUCAAGGAUGCAGCGCAUUCACACAGGAACCAUGUCCGUUAUUGUCCUCCCUCAACCAGAUGAGGUAGAUGUGAAGGUGGACCCCAAGGAUUUGCGAAUAGAUACAUUUCGAGCCAAAGGAGCAGGAGGGCAGCAUGUUAAUACAACCGAUAGCGCUGUCAGACUUGUCCACAUCCCCACAGGGCUUGUGGUAGAAUGCCAACAAGAACGAUCACAGAUUAAAAAUAAAGAAAUAGCUUUGCGUGUGUUGAGAGCUAGACUCUACCAGCAGAUUAUUGAGAAAGACAGGUGUCAGCAACAAAGUACUAGAAAACUGCAGGUGGGAACAAGAGCCCAGUCAGAGAGAAUUCGGACAUAUAAUUUCACCCAGGAUAGAGUCACUGACCACAGGAUAGCAUAUGAAGUUCGUGAUAUUAAGGAAUUUUUAUGUGGGGAGAAGUGUCUGGAUCAGCUAAUUCAGAGACUGCUUCAUUCAGCAGAUGAAGAAGCCAUUACUGAAUUUUUGGAUGAAAACCUUAAAUCAGCAAAAUAAAUGCAGAUUUAUUAUUAUUAUAUAAAUGAAAUGGACCUAUCUCAAGAAGCAAGCUAUUCAUAAAGUACAGCUAAAAUGACACAGUAUGUACAAAUAUAUUUUUUAAUGAAUAAGUCACAUUUCUUGACCUGAGCUUAUAAAGUACAAUCCAACUCUUCAAGCAGAAAACAAGCAUGCGUUGAAGAGAAAUAAAGUAUUGAGAAUUGACUAUGUGAUACAAGUUUAUAAACUGUAAACCCAUUUCAAGAAAAAGUAUUGUUAAUCAUGUUAAAAUUAGGUUUUAAACUGCUACUUUUAAAUAAAAAAUAAAUAAAGAUUGUGAAGACUGGGAGUCAAUAACAGUGAGCAUGUCCAGGAUACAGGUUGUAGAGCUCUUUGAGACUGGAACAAAUUCUAUACAGUAUAAACUACAAGCCAGUAUUUAAAGUGAACUGUCUGCUUGGCUUUUAUUUCUCAUUUUUCUUUGGCCUAAUAUGAGCAUCAACAGAUGAGGUGUAACAUGAGUAAUUCUCUAUGCUUGGUUUUGUGCAGUGAUAUACAUAGGACCCAGUCCUUACCUUACAGAGUUUCCAGUUGAAUGACAGAGUCAAAAUAGAAACCACGAACUGUAAUACCAUGUGACGUGGUGUAUUUAGUACUUGUUCUCAGGAAGUUUCUUAAGUAAAAAAGAAAGGGGUUAUUAUUUUAGACAUUCCUCAGAAGGAAAUAUGUGCCCAGGAAAGACUAGCUAAAAUAGAGUUUUAAGACCAAUGGAAUUAGGAGGUAAACAGAGAAGUGAAAUUAUUUUUCCCCAGUUUUUUAUUUUGAAAAUCUUCAAGCACAUAGAAAAAGUUUUUAAAAUAAUUUUUAAGAAAUAGUGCAGUGAACAACUAGGUAUUUACCCAAAGGA